This is a messenger RNA of Odocoileus virginianus texanus, 3471 nucleotides long. RefSeq names its product CCR4-NOT transcription complex subunit 9 (gene CNOT9). The record is from RefSeq and is a predicted model, not a curated record. Gene Ontology annotation, cellular component: CCR4-NOT complex; CCR4-NOT core complex; P-body. NCBI's taxonomy places the organism in Eukaryota, Metazoa, Chordata, Mammalia, Artiodactyla, Cervidae. Gene Ontology annotation, biological process: negative regulation of translation; mRNA catabolic process.
UUUCCCUCCUGCAGAGUCCACUUGGGCAUGCGCACUAGUUGUCCUCCCGGACUGCCUGGUUUUUCCCGCCCUUCACUGGCCUCCGGAGGGAGGUCAGAGUUCACGCCCCUCUCUGGAGAUACCUGCUCCAAGCCGGGGAUGGGGGACACUAGCAGGGGGCGGGUGUCCUUCCGGUCCUGAAGGGACAAAACAGACUCGAGGAUUGUUAACUCCAGGAGCUGCGGGGGGCGGAGGGCGGGAAGAGGUUGUGUGGGCGGGGUCAGAGGUGAAAGGUCAGAGGGCUGCGGAGGGGGCGGAGCGAACCGGAGGCGGAUGGCGGCUGCGACGUCUCAUCAUUUUCGGCGGCAGAGGCGCUGAAGCUGGGACGCGGCUUGGCGCGUCCGGCGGUGGGAGGAGAGCGGCGUCCGCUCCCAACAUGCACAGUCUGGCGACGGCUGCGCCUGUGCCUACUGCACUGGCUCAGGUGGAUAGAGAAAAGAUCUAUCAGUGGAUCAACGAGCUGUCCAGUCCUGAGACGAGGGAAAAUGCUUUGCUGGAGUUAAGUAAGAAGCGAGAAUCUGUUCCUGACCUUGCACCCAUGCUGUGGCAUUCAUUUGGUACUAUUGCAGCACUUUUACAGGAAAUUGUAAAUAUUUAUCCAUCUAUCAACCCACCCACCUUGACAGCACACCAAUCUAACAGAGUUUGCAAUGCUCUAGCAUUAUUGCAAUGUGUGGCAUCACAUCCAGAAACCAGGUCAGCAUUUCUUGCAGCACACAUCCCACUUUUUUUGUACCCCUUUUUGCACACUGUCAGCAAAACACGACCCUUUGAGUAUCUUCGGCUAACCAGUCUUGGAGUUAUUGGGGCUCUGGUGAAAACAGAUGAGCAGGAAGUAAUCAACUUUCUAUUGACAACAGAAAUCAUCCCUUUGUGUUUGCGAAUUAUGGAAUCUGGAAGUGAACUUUCUAAAACGGUUGCCACAUUUAUCCUCCAGAAGAUCCUCUUAGAUGACACUGGUUUGGCUUAUAUAUGUCAGACAUAUGAGCGUUUCUCCCAUGUUGCGAUGAUCUUGGGUAAGAUGGUCCUGCAGCUAUCCAAAGAACCUUCUGCCCGUUUGCUGAAGCACGUAGUAAGAUGUUACCUUCGACUCUCAGAUAACCCCAGGGCACGUGAAGCACUCAGGCAGUGCCUCCCUGACCAGCUGAAGGAUACGACCUUCGCCCAGGUGCUAAAAGAUGACACCACCACCAAACGCUGGCUUGCACAACUGGUGAAGAACCUGCAAGAGGGUCAGGUCACUGAUCCCCGGGGGAUCCCCCUGCCCCCUCAGUGAUCCUUUCCCAUCCCCUCCCAUUACUCCCCCCAAGUUGGGGAAGGGAGGGGGAACCUGCAAGGGAAACAGCUCAGGUUUUAUCGCCGACUGGGGAUAGACGACCUCAAUGCUGAACUGCUCUGGAGAAAAGGGGCACGGGACCCCCGCUGAGGUGUAUGAACUGCCAUCUCAGGCCAUCUUGAGGACCUGGGCUCCUCUGCUACUCCCAGGAAACGGGCUCCUGACACAGCAGUCUGCCACCACAGCCAAGGAGGGUGUCAACACCAGCAAAUGCUGUAUUUGCAGCAGGCCCACAAUGACCCUUGUCCCUCACCUCUUCCCAGCCACUGGCAGGGAGGGGAGACUGGUGGCAGCAGCAGCACUCUAGGCACAGUGAACGCCUGGGACCAAGCCGUGUGGCGUUUUCUUACUUUGCCUUCCUGGAAGACUCAAGAUGUGUCACUUCAUCCUCUCUCUCAGUAUUUGUUUACUUUGGUUUUUUGUUUUUAAUCUUAGAGAGAGGUGUGUUUAGUGGACACAAGCUGUGAUAUUCAGCAAACCUUUGUCAGUUGGCACUGUUUACAAGUCUGUUAGCUGCAUAAGCUCAAUAAAAAGUUGGUCUGGGCAUUAUAUCCCCUCUAGGAGGCCAAUAGCUGCGUGAGCUGUUGGGGGAAAUGGGAGGCAGGGGAAGGAUAUGAAGCCAAAGGACAGCAGGAAUCCACCACCUGUUUCCCUUCCCUUCUCCAUUCUUCUGCCCCCAGUUCUGGAUGCCACAAGGACCUUAACCUUGCUUCUGGCUUUCGCUGCUAGCUUUUCCAAAUCUCAGUGCUCUUCCCUUCUUCACUUGCCUAAACUUAAAACAGGCGUCUUAAUUCACCAGGCUGUCCUGGGAGGAUAUUGUAUUGAGAGGAGAUGAUAAUGUCACCUUCAGUUCAAGUCCUCAGAGACAUUUUCUGGAUGACUUUUCAAAGGAAGGUUAUCUGGGCUUAACGAUGAUAGGCUUCUUGAUCCUAUUCUUUGCUUUGGUGUGAAUCUACAAUUCCAAGUGUCUUGAUUGUACUUGAAGCAGUAUUAACUGAAUGAGUUAAUUUUAUUCGGAUUUAAGACAGAGGACUGGACUCUGCUUGCUCAGUCAGUCUUGUUGGGUUUUUUGUUUUUUGUUUCUUUUGUUUUGAACACAUUCCCUUAUGGUCCAUGGGAAUUACGAGAUUGUCCCUAUAAUAUUUUUCACUUUUUCGUACUGUGUCAGAGAAUCUCCCUUUCUGCUCUGGAUCUUUAAAUGACUCUAUUCAUAAUCCAGAGGUUUGAAUCUGCAAUCCAAUGUAAAUUAAAUUGCCUUGCUUUCCCCCAGCCCUUCCACCUGCCAUCACCUACUGUCUCUCUAAUCCCCAUCUCCAAUCAAAGAUGGAAUUUGUAACCCAACUAGAGAGACCAAAUAUUUUCAGUCCACAUCUUACACAGUUGAAGGUGAGUCUGAACACAUUUGGGGAGAGUUACAGGGGGCAGGCUCAGAAAAACCUUUGCAGGGGCAGUUUUGCCAACCCAAGGGCUCUUUCAGGCCGACUUUCACAAAGGGAGCCGGCCUCAUUAGUUGGCUUCUGUCUCUCUAGAGCCAAGAAAGUAGUAAUGAAAUAGCCUAGAUUUAGGAAGAGUAGAAUGAGCACUUACUCCCCAGCUUUCAAAAAUGAAGAGGAGAACCAGGCCAGCUCUCACUAAGCUCAAGCCUGAGGAGAAGGCCUUGGAGAAAGCAGAGAACAGCAUGGACUGGAUAAACGUCUUGACUCCCUUCAGCCGACAGUUUCUGUCCUGCAGAGUCCAGCAAGGGUAACCCUGAUUUUUGCUAACCACCUUCCUGCUGAGCCAAAGUUUUCUCAUUCCCUCUCCUUUGGGGAAGCAGCUGAGGCCCCAGGCCAUGCUCCCUGAGAAAUUCUCUUCUCCAUCUUUUGGUGCAUUGGCCAUUGUACUGUGCCAAUAGUGUCUUAAUUCUUGUACCAUCUAAUCUCAGCGGGCGUUGGACCCCACCUAGGAGUUGGGGGGAGGGAUGGAAAUGGGUAUUGUUCCUUGUAGUUGGUCCUGAUGUCGUGUAUGAAUAAAGAGACCCCCUCCCCUCAUUUUGUGUGUUCCAUCCCUCUCACUCCCUCAACAGGACUGAAAUAAAAAUGCUUCUGUUUUUGUAA